AUGGCGCUGAAAGUUCCCAUCUUCAUAGUGGUCAGCAAAGUGGACCUGUGCUCCCGCGGCGCCGUGGAGCGGACGGUGCGCCAGCUGGAGCGCGUCCUGAAGCAGCCGGGCUGCAACAAGGUGCCCAUGCUGGUGUCCAGCCCGGACGACGCCGUGACCGCCGCGCAGCAGUUCGCCCAGUCCACGUGGUCAGUGCGAACGCCGCCCCUGCCCCCGCAAACACAGCUCACACAGCUCACACCAUGUGGCUCAGAUAUCACGCCCAUCUUCACGCUGUCCAGUGUGUCUGGGGAGAGUUUAGACCUCCUAAAGGUUUUCCUGAAUAUCCUCCCUCCGCUGAGCAACAGCAAGGAGCAGGAAGAGCUAAUGCAGCAGCUCACAGAGUUCCAGGUGGAUGAGAUCUACUCAGUUCCUGAUGUGGGGACUGUGGUGGGGGGGACUCUGUACAGCGGAGUGUGUCGGGAGGGCGAGCGUCUGGUGGUGGGACCCACAGACGAGGGCCGCUUCCUGCGCCUGAAGGUGGGGAGCAUCCAGAGGAACCGCUCGGCCUGCCGCGUGCUCCGGGCCGGACAGGCGGCCACGCUGGCCCUGGGAAACUUUGACCGCUCGCUACUGCGCAAGGGCAUGGUGAUGGUCAGCCCCAAGAUGAACCCGACCAUCUGCUGCCAGUUCGAGGCCGCCAUCGUGCUGCUCUUCCACGCCAAGACCUUCCGGCGCGGGUCGCAGGUGACCGUGCACGUGGGGAACGUCCGGCAGACGGCCACGGUGGAGGGCCUCAACGGAAAGGUGGGUGGGGACGGCGGCGGGGUGGCGGCGUUCCGGAGUUUCGGUGACGAACUGCGCACGGGGGAGAGGGCCGUGGUCCGCUUCCGCUUCAUCAAACACCCCGAAUACCUGCGUCUGGGCGCCAAGCUGCUCUUCAGGGAGGGGGUCACCAAGGGGAUCGGGCACGUCACGCGCCUGCUGCCCCCCUCCCAGAACCACGACCAGAACCAGAGCCAGAGCCAGAGCCAGAACCACGACCAAAACCUGCCCGAGUACUGA
Messenger RNA from Menidia menidia (Atlantic silverside), 1044 nucleotides. The record is from the annotation of a GenBank genome assembly. Lineage: Eukaryota; Metazoa; Chordata; Actinopteri; Atheriniformes; Atherinopsidae.